Ectocarpus sp. CCAP 1310/34 is the source of this 5898-nucleotide messenger RNA. The record is from the annotation of a GenBank genome assembly. Lineage: Eukaryota; Phaeophyceae; Ectocarpales; Ectocarpaceae.
GGCAAUAGGUCGACACGAAGGUAGCCUGAAAGACGCACCCCGUACCCGAUAGCGUUUUGAGUCUCACAAAGGCGGUUGGCGGAGAACCUUCCGCGUGCAGCAGAGUGCGACCCACCGUGCUGCAGCGGCCCACGCACCCAGAAAAAUCAUGAUGGGAGCCUCACCAGAGGCAACAACAACAACAGCAACGGCGGCAGGAGCGACAGGUGUAGCCGAGGAGGAGAAGGAAUCUUCAGGCAUUACCAUCGAGGUCCUACAGCAGCACUUCCACCAGCCGUUGGUGGUCGUCGCCGAUGAGCUCGGCGUCAGCCUGACGAUGAUCAAGAGACUAUGUCGCAAGCUUGGCAUGCCCCGGUGGCCGUUCAGGCAAAUCGAUUCUAUCAACAAAGCCAUGGAGGACCUUCAUGACCAGCUCGAGGGUGCAAGGACCGAGGCAGAUCGAGCCAGGUAUUGCAAGGCCCUGGAGGACGCUGAGAAAAAGAAGCAGCUCAUCACUCGAGGUGCGGCGGCGGGCGUCGAUCCUAACGUGCGCAAUGCCCUCUACCUGGCGGACACGGCAAACGUGUCGGAAGACGACAUUUUCGGCAACCCGGAGCUGAUGUCCAAGCUCAGCGACGCGCUCAAGACCAUCACGAAGCGCAAGCGGGUCAAGGGGAAGCCAUUCGGGGACCUCAUCGCUACCGUCCAGCGGGAUGGCUCCCUGCCGGCUUGCGUCCAGGCCAGCAACGGGACGGCGCCUCAGCCGCCGUCCGUCAGGGCUACCGCGAUAAAACUGGUGGCGAAGACGGGUGCUGCUGCUGCUGCUGCUGCUGCUGCUGCUGCUGCUGCUGCUUCGGGUUCGAGUUCGAGUUCGACCAGCGCGCGAUCUGCCCGAGGCUGCGGCGGCGCGUCUCGUCGCCAAAUUCGGCCCCCGGCCAUCGUCGACGCGAUCGCGACCUCCAACGAGGAGUACGCGGCGAUCAUCGAGCACGCGUACGGCAGCGUCCAACACCCAGAGUCGUCGGCCUCGGACACGACGAGCGUGUCGCCGGCGCUGAGCAGCCUCGGCAACAGUGCCCACGGCAGCAGCGCGGAGGACUACGCCCACCACGGCUGGGGGCACAACAGCAGCACCAGCAGCACCACCUACGGGGCGCGCGCGAAAGGCGAGGGCUUCUCGCACGACGCCCUCCUCGACAGCCCCGCGAGCAGCGACGCCACCCUCGUGGCCGGUAGCAGCCCCGGUCCGGGCGAGCGCGCGUUAUCCCCCGGAGGAGGCUCGCUGUCGGGGAGGUACUCGCCGGCGGCGGCGGCGGCGGUGACCAGCGUGGUGCUGCAGCAGUCCCCGCCGUUCGCCUUGCGGCCCACCGGAUUGGCGGGUACCCCGAGCGGUGGCGGCGCGGGAUAUCCUCACGGUAUGGGACAGCGUCAGCCUUCGCCGGCGGGGGGUCAUCGGCCCCGACCGAAGGAGCGCCUCUCGAUCACGUCCUCGGUUGCCUCGACGGACAUCGAGAGCCUAGACACGUCGCACUUCUUGGACUUCGACGACGACGACGACGACGAGGCGGUGCCGUACGGCGGCCCGGGCUACGCCGCGCCGGCCGGAGACCUGGGCUGCGUCCCUUCCGCGGCGGGCGGCGUCGGCUCAGGCUCAGGCGCCGCGGGAGCCGUCGGCGGGGCCGGGAACCGCGUCUCGCCGGAAGAUCUGCAGGAGCUGGAGGAGGCCCUGCUGAUGGACAACUUCUCCGGGGUGAUAGACGGGAUCCAGGAAGGGGAGGAAAUUCCCAGCGCGGUCCCGAAGAUGGAGGGCCUCGAAAGAGUAAACUUCUCCGGCCUGUUCAACAGCGGGGCGCAGCCUCUCACGCGCGCGGGGGGGCACGCAGCCAAUAGCGGCCCCGGUAUCGGCGCCGGCGUGCCUCGCGGCACGCCGCGCUCGGCGGGAGCCACCGGGUCGCCGCGCGUGCAGAUGUUUGGCGGCCGCAGCGGCGCCUCUCCCAACCAUGCCGCCGGCUCGGCGACCGCCGGCGNGCGGCGGCGGUGGCGGCCCGCCUCGGCCGGGGCCCCGUGGAAUGGGCCGGCCGCGGAGCAGCCAGGUCCCCCCGCGCCCCUACACGCCCGGCAAAACAACAGCCCGAGGGUGGGGUCUUCGCCACGGCCCCCGACGCCGGGGACGCCGGGGACGCAUGCCACGGCCCCCGGCGGCGGCGGCGGGAGCGGGAGCGGGAGCGGGAGCCUGAGCGGCCGGAGACGCGGGGACGAGGCAUUCCCGGCAGAGCACUACGCCCUUCCGUCGCCGAAGGACCCCCUCGGCUCCAACGGCCUGAUGGGGGGGCCGAGCCCCAAGUCUCGACGGGUCGGGGCGAGGGGCUUCCCGGAGAGGUUCCCCGGUUCCCCGCAGGCGGGGCUUUCGCCUCACGUCGGUUUUCCCCCGCAGUCCCCCCUUAGCGGUGGGGGCGCCGCGGCCGGCGCCGGCGGCAGCACCGGCUUUAACGUGACGUGUUCUCCUCUGGGCGGGUCGGACCGCACGUACUUCCCAGCCCCGGCCGCCAGCGCGAAGGCCGCCGCUCUGGCCGACCCCUCCUCGGGGAGGGGACACCGACGCUCCAGCAGCAGCGGCUUGAGUAGCGGCUGGGCAUCGGGUCCCCGGCAUGGCGGGGUGGCGGAAAGCGGUUUCGAUCGCUGUGCGACCGCUCCGAGCGGUCCUUCAGCGGGGGCAGCGGCAGCGGGAGCGGCUGGUUCGAGCGGAGCCAUGAGCGCUGGCUUCCAGGCAUCGGCUACCGCCGCCAGCAGCUCUGGCCAAAGCUGGAGCAUGAGGCUCGGAGACGGUACCAAGCAGAACGGCGUUACGACCGCCCCCAAGCCGGCGCACCGUCAUAACGGGUGGGUGUUGUCGUCGGGGGAGGUUCAGCAGCAGCAGCAGCAGGGAACGAAGUCGCGGAAUUAUUCACCCUCGAUCUCCGCAAACGGGCCGCCGCAGCAGCGUCUGCCUCGGCAGCAGUCGGCAUCAUCGCGGCCAAAGAGUCACGGCGUCGUGCAACGUAGGCACAGUGCCCCCAUACCCCCCCUACACACCUUCCCGGCGGCGUCCGGCGCCGGCGAGUUUGCCGGAGAGGAUAUCAUGGGCAUGAGUUCCGCUGCUUGCUGCUCGGCUAUAAAGAUGGAGUUUCAGGCACCAGCUGGUAGCCGGCAACCAUUGGAAGGCAUCGGGGCCGGCGGCAGCGGCGGCGGCAGCGGUUGCGGCGGCGACGUCGUCGAGAGUUUCUCCACGAACUAUUUUGGCGCUGCCACGGGGGGCGGGGCGGGGGCAGCGGCGGCGGCGGCGGCGGCGGCGGCCGGGAAAUUGGGAGGAGUGGCACCUGCUCCCGCCACGACAAAGAUGGGCGAGGCCGAGGGGGCGUGGUGGCAGCAGCGUCAAGCGGGGGAGGGCGGAAUGCUGCUUGAGACAUCAGCAAUGCCGGCGCCGGCGCCGGCCACGGAAAUAUCCAGCAACUGCGAGUUCGAGACUACCUUCGACGACAGCGCUGGGUGUGACGACCUGAUGGAUGCCCAUGUGAUGACAACGACGUUGCCAGUGGAUUUGUAACACGGGUAGCCCCCCCCCACCCCGCCCGUUCCCUUGUCGCCACCCACGCCAGCGUAUCUCCUGUGUUUGAAAGGUUGACGUGCAUGUGCUUCCUUGCGCGCUGCGUGUCUACGCGUGUCGUCCGAUUGAUUCUCACCCUCGCUAUGCAUAUGUGUGGCCUUGUCCGUUGUAGCUUGCGAUAACAUCGUAGUAGUUGAAGUUUUUCCUUGCUAUUGUGUUCGGGUUCCCGGAACGCGUCGGUCGGCACCAAAACGAGUCUUUGUAGCGUAGUAGCGGGGGGCGAUGUGUUGACUUUUGACGUGUUUUUGUGUGUUUUCAGAAAGGAGAAUGGCAGCGAACGUUUGAGCUUUCGGGCGCCGAAGCACGCAUACUAUCUACUUGGUUUUUUUGUCUAGAGUAUUGUACGCCAACAGCGGGUUCUCCGUAGAUCCUCGUUAUCCCGAAGAGGCGGUCAUGAUUGCUGUACUGUGCACGUGGCAUGGAGGCUGGCGAAAGGCAAAAAAGAGGGCGGGGGGCAGGGGGGGGUUCUGGGGUCCGGUUGGAUAUUCGUCCGUUGUCUCGUUACUGCAUUCUUGUUAUGUAUGUUGAUGUCUGUCUCCUUUGUUUGUCUUGUCUAUUUUGUCACGUCACCAGUCAGUCACUCAGUGAACGCACGAGCAAUCCAACACAGUUGGGCACGCGGUGUACUGUGCGUUGUUACAGCCGGAUGGUGGUACCUUUACGAUUCUACUUCACCCACUACUGCUGUCGGUGAUUUGACUCAGUCGAUGCAUUUAUUUUUGCGUCCCUUUCGGCGCGGUUGAUUGUGCGAGGGCGUGUCGAUAGUGGUCGCGGACGGGGGGGGAGGGGGGGCAGUACGUUGUCCAGUUUUCCUUACUUAUGUCGAGGGACAGGGAUUUUCUCUUGUUGUAAGAUACAGGAAUUGACACGACAAACGACAAAAAACCUGUUAAUAGCUUCUGUGAGCGUUGUAUUGUAAUAGUCUGUUCCCUUCCCGUCAGUUCCACCGUCCAUGCCUUAUGCAAAGUUUCGUGCAACACUCGAUGCUGUUCCCCUUGUCGAUAGACAAGAGUUCUGUGUGUUUUUUCUCGAUCGGAGCACGGUCCGCUUGCUGCGUGGUGGGGGUCAUUUGCUGUCUCCUUUUUUUUGUCUUGUUCGGAGAGUGGCAAGGCGAGGCGAGGCGAGUCGGGUCGGUGCCCGAAACCGCCACGCCGUUUCGCACAGGCGAGCCAGCCGUCCGUUGUGCAGAAUAUUUUUGUGCGUUUUCCUGGAUUUAAGGACCCUUUCACGAGGGGUUUCUCGCGACAGGCGGGCGAUGAACUACUGUACCUUGGUGUGACGAAAUGCCAACGGGCUGACGAUCCCCCCAGGCGGUGGUGGUCGAUGUCAGAACUCUUGUUGCGAACAGCGAAAAGACCGGGCGCAUUUCCGCGAGGUGGACGCGUCUCCUGGCCGUCCUUUCUGUAUUUAUUGAACGAUAAGAGUCGUUGUUGUCGUGAUGUUGACUUUUCAGUUUUUGAGGGUUCCCUUGUACUGCUUUCGCAUUUGGGUUUUAACGGGGGGGGGGUCACAGUGCUUGCGAUUGGCGGACUCCCUUACUGCACCUGGCGCACGUGGCGCCGGGCGUCUUGUCGUAGCUUGAAAAGUUUCUUUUCUUGUUUUUUACGAAAGCAAGCAAGACACCGUUGGCUUGCUCUAAUUGCAAGCUUGGGGUGAAGUUUGAGUCGAGAGGUCAAAACUGGUGCGGCGACCUACACGCGAGACUGCUGCGUCCCCGCGUCACAUCGGCAAAGCGAGGGGAGAAGCGGGAAAGGAGUUUGCUUCUCGCUUGAUUGUUUGGGGCCUUGACUCUCAGUUUGACAACGAAAACAAGAGGGUCUACUCGCGUUUGGGGGACAAGAAGGAGCAGCGUAGGCGGCUGUGCUGGUGAUCCUGUGAUUUGAAGCCUCGGCUCAAGCGGCGGCGACUUGUUUUAGAUUUUCUUGCAUUUCUGAGUAGAAACAACGCAAGGGCGAAUUGUGUAGGCCGUGUGUGUAGGGCAUUUUGGUAGAUCGUGUGCGCGUGCUGAUGCAGCACAUAGCAAGCAGACAUCUGGUGGUGGAAGUGGUGGUGCGACGACAGCAAACAACAGCAAACGGCAUUCGCGAUGAUCGCAAGACUUGAGUUUGCAUAUUUGCCGUUUUUAAGGGCAAUCUCAUGCAAUAACAGGCAGGUUCUUUGUGUAGGGUUGCGAUGCACGUACCACAUGAGAAGACGCAUUUCGUCGUGGGGUAUAUUGUUGUGUCGGGUGGUGAGCAAUAAGGCACACGACCGCGGAGGUGAAAAUACACGUGAAU